Strongylocentrotus purpuratus (purple sea urchin) is the source of this 4937-nucleotide messenger RNA. RefSeq names its product receptor-type tyrosine-protein phosphatase N2. The transcript is spliced from 10 exons. Lineage: Eukaryota; Metazoa; Echinodermata; Echinoidea; Camarodonta; Strongylocentrotidae. Gene Ontology annotation, biological process: protein dephosphorylation. Gene Ontology annotation, cellular component: secretory granule. The coding region runs from base 1 to 1293 and encodes 430 amino acids. Gene Ontology annotation, molecular function: protein tyrosine phosphatase activity. The record is from RefSeq and is a predicted model, not a curated record.
AUGUCUUUCCUAUCCUCUGUCUGUCUCCCUCUACAGCCGGUCAAGGUGGUGUCGGCUGGGGGUUCCGACAACGCAGCGCUGGUCAUCCUCACUGUGGUGCUUGUGGCCUGCGUGGUGGGCAUCCUGAUCGCCAUAGUAACGGUGUACUGCCUCAAGAAGCGGUCCAAUGAGAAGGCUAAGGUGACAGAGUUGAAGCAGUCUGAAGGAGAGAACGGGAACGAGGCUUCUGCUGACUACCAACCCUUCUUCCCAACCCACCUCCAGGACCUAUGCCGUCAGCGCAUGGCGACCAAGUCGGACAAGCCUGAACCGCUGACUCGCGUGAGCAGCGUGGCAGCAAGUGAGGGCGCUCAACCCAGCCCGUCUAGCCGCAGCAGCACGUCGUCAUGGAGCGAGGAACCGGUCCAGUCCAAUAUGGACAUCUCUACGGGUCACGUGGUCCUGAGUUACAUGGAGGACCACCUGAACAACAAAGAUCGUAUGAGUAAGGAGUGGGAGGCCCUCUGUAGUUACGAGGCUGACCCAUGCACCCAGGAUGCUGGCAAGGCACCCGAGAACGCAAACAAGAACAGGGUCAAGAAUGCCAUCCCUUAUGAUCAUACAAGGGUGAAGCUGACUGAGGAAACGAGCGCCAACAAGUCGGAUUACAUCAAUUCCAGUGCUAUUAUGGACAUUGAUCCUCGAGCUCCGGCUUACAUCGCAACUCAGGCUCCGCUAGCCAACACUCUGGCUGACUUUUGGCAGAUGAUCUGGGAGCAAGGCUCAGUCGUCAUCGUCAAUCUCACCCACAUGUCCGAGACGGACAUCAACCGAUGCCGCUACUGGCCCGACGAAGGUAGCGCCCUCUAUCACUUCUACGAGGUGCAUCUGGUGUCCGAGCAUGUCUGGUGCGAAGACUACCUGGUCCGUAGCUUCUAUCUGAAGAACUUGGAGACCCAGGAGACGCGUACCGUGACCCAGUUCCACUUCCUGACCUGGCCCGAGACUGGAUGCCCUCCAUCACCCAAGUCAUUACUGGAAUUCAGAAGAAAAGUGAACAAGUCAUUCCGUGGUCGAGCAUGCCCUAUCGUUGUCCACUGCAGUGACGGUGUUGGGCGCACUGGCACGUACUGUCUGCUGGACUUGGUGCUGACCCGGAUGCUCAAAGGGGUCAAGGAGCUGGACAUUGCAGCCACUCUAGAGCACAUCAGAGAUCAACGUCCAGGCAUGGUCCAAACCCAGGCCCAGUUUGAGUUUGCUCUCACUGCCGUAGUGGAAGAGGUCAACGCAAUCCUGAAGGCUUUACCUCAAUGACCUCCGACCUCUGCACCCGAGGUCAACCGUCCCUCCACCGGAAACACAGGCUAAGUCUUCAUCAGGUUCUUGAACCUCCAACUCACUGACCAGUGUGCAAGGUGCAUAAACCACUGAACCUUGCCUGGGUCGAAGCAACUAGCGCACAUUGUCACAAAUAACAGACUAUUGUAUUCAUCUAAUGUGUUAAUUCAUGUCUUUAAAAAACAAAGUUACAAAUAAGAUAAUAGUUGUUAUUUUGAUAGAGAGGAUUGAAUAAUAAUUGCGGGAGAAAUUGGAACUCUAAUAAGCAGUUUCUACAUGUUCUGGGCAUCUGGGUUUACUUGGUAAAGUGGGCCUAAUCUAACCCGCGCAUUACCUUUCUUUGUGCAAUUUGUGUUGUUUGUGAAUAGUUGUGAGAAGAUAAAUAUUGUAUAAAAAAUAUAAAAAUGAAUACAGAGAUACUUAUUUAAAAUUUGAAGAUGGACAAAAAAAACUAUCAUUGUAAUUGUGUUUCAAGAGUAAUGCAGUAUGCAUUGUGUUAAAGCUGAGAGUAUAGUUUUAACAGCUUGAUUUUAUUGUGUUGACGAUAGGCCUAAAAAUAAUGUCUUGUUUAGAAUUUGGCUUAAACUUUUUUUGUAAAAUGCCCACAAAUGUCAAACUCCUUUUAUUAAGAAGUCAUAUUUUAAUAAAAUAGUUACACAUUCUAAGCGCUCAAUCCACGUCUUGACGUUACUCGUAUUCACAUGCUCUGGAUCUUGGCACCAGUGUGCUUCGAAAGUAGAUUUUGACGAUCCUUAUGCAAGGAUGCAAAUAGCUCCAGAUAUUGCUGAACUAAACCAAACCACAGCAAAAAGUACCGGUAUUGCACUGCAUUUAUGUCCACACCCUUAUAGAGAAUACAAAUUUUAUUUUGUGAUAUCUAUGUUAUUUCCUUCUUGGCAUCCAAGCUGUGUUUUUGUCCAUGGAGUGUGCUAUGUAUUGUACAUCAAAGGUUUUUUGGUUUAAUAUUUUUCAAAAGACUGGGGUGGGGGGACCGUAUUUGAAGUUUGGGCGAUGUUUAAAGGGGGUGGAAACCAUCAGUUAUCAUUGAUUACUAAUCAUCAAGCAUGGAUCCACUAAGUUGUCUAUCCACAGUGCUAAUAAUAUGUUAUGCAAUGUGGCAGUUGGAAGGUUUUUUUGUUUAGACUAAAGAUUUUUUUGUCGAAAAUUGAAAUGUCGGAUUAUGCAAUUUCAUCCAAAUUCAUAUAUAUCAUCCAGUACAUUCGUCAUUUUAUAAACAAUCAUUAUUAUUACUAUUCAAUCAUUCCUCUGUGAUUUCAAUCAAAGUAUUCAACUCUAAAAUAUUUAUUUUCAUGACGUUUUCAUUCCUUCAGCUUUCUCGUUCAUCUAUUUAUCAUUCCAUUGUGUGUCUUUCUUUGCUGAGGUGGUGUAACGUAUCUUGUUGAUGUAUUCUCUCUUGUAAAGUAACCCAUCUUGUGAUUUAUAUCUUCUUUGUGAUUCAGACAUCAGACUUGCCAGGGUGAAUGAGAAAAUCGAUAUUUAUCAUGUGAUGUCCUUGACUUAAAUAAGCAAAUAGGAUGGAUGAAAUUGGCCUCAAAGUAUUGAAUCCUUAAACUUUUAACCACUGGAUUUUCUUUCAUACUCCUAAGAGAGGCAGUCCAUAUUUUCCCACCAAGAUUUGAAGACAAAUCAUGUGUUGCCAACUUAGUAUCGUUCUUUGCCAUCAUCCUCUAAAUCGGAGAGGUCCGUGCUUUAUUUACGAGAGGAACCUCUCCAGAUUAUAUCUAACUAUCAAUCGGGAGUCGAUCCUCUUUUAAGGUGGAUGACUCACGGAGGAUAAUGAUGAUGAAAUAACAAAAGCUAUCUAUUAAUACUCAACAUCAUGUUUAUUGGCAUGUGAGAGGGAUAGUGAAUACUAUCUUUCAGGUAUUGGCUUACAAACUAAAUUUGGUAAAGGAUGGUCCCAUUCGGUCCCUCGAGAUCGGCUUGACAUCACUGGUACAAUGUACUUGCGUCUGUUUGACGUUUUGUUGUCCGUUCCUUUCUGUAUUCUGCUUGUGCAAUGUGGUGGAUCGUCACCUUCCUGCAUUAAGGCUCUAACUGCCAUCGGGUUUAAGAACCUUAUUGCAGGGCUGCUGAUGUUCCCAUAACUGUUCCAUCGUUUGGGCCGAAUAUGAUUACUUCUUUUAUCUAAAAGGUUAUUGUACUCUGAACGACACAAAUAGAUUAUCCUUCGGUCCUGUCACGUACAGAACUCACUGGGCACUAAUAAGGAUCUCAUUAAUUACAAUGGCUCUUAUACGAUUUUGGGUAAUGCUGAUUUAACAUCAUAUAUUAGAAAGUGGGAGGACAGAGGAGGAAAUUAGGAACUUGAGGAAAGACUUCAUUUUGAUUAUUUCAAUCCUUUAAGGAACUAGGUAAAGGCAUUCAUAAAAAGUGAGACUAUUAUGGCUUACCGUUUUUCUUCUAAUGAAGAAGCAGAAGUUAGGGAUCAAGACCGAUUAUCUCAUUAUAAUUUGGCAGGGGCAAAUAUAUUAUGAUUUACGUCGGUCACGCACAAGAAAGAAGAGUUCGUGCAACUUUUUCCUCCUUUUUCUUUCCCAUUCCUAAUUAAUCUAUUCGACUGUCCCAUAGCCAUGUACUAUGUUGUUAAUAAUUAAUUAAUUGCCUUGUUUCUUUUGGUAAUGAAAACCAGAGAUGUCAGAAAAGAUAUUGUUUCAAAUAUUUUACUGGUGACAAUCAUUUAAACAUGAACACAUUAUUGUUUUGCAUUAGAGUCUUUAUUGAGAACAUAAUUAUAAAUAUCUUCAUACUGAAGAUAGGUUGUAAUUGUUGAUGAGCAAUUUCGUAGUUUUAUGUUUUGCAAGGUGAUAAUAAUCAUCAAGAAUAUACUAUGAGUAUUUCACUUCAAUAAGUACUAUCACAGAAUGUGUGUAAAAAUAUAUAUUUCAAAAAGAAUUAUGAGAAAAAGUUAUUUGCAAAGACAAAAUCUUUAAAAGAAAUUAAGAUUAAAUUCGUAUUUAUGUCAGAGCUCAUAUUUUUAUCAACAUUUCUUUCAUUCGUUGAAUUUUGUGUCAAAGAAAAUGUCGGCACUAAAUUGUGAAAACUCUGAAUCAUAUUGAAGUAUUUAGUUGUGUAUGAUCCCAUCGUAAUCAAUGAUUAUUGUAAAAUUCAAGGUAUUAUUCAAAUAUUUUUCUUCGCCAUUCAUAAAGGGUUAGAGGGGGAAGGGGAUAGGUAUAAUGACAAUUAUUUAAAACAAAAUCGGUGCGAGUCUAAUUGUUUAUGUUCGUCUCAAAAUAUUUAUGAAGUAUUAUAUGUACUGUCAAACUAAUUCUUUGUGACUCUUUACUUCUAUUCCCCCAUAUGUAUAAAUAUCAUUAUUUAUUGUUUCUUUUCAAACAUCUCUUUUUCUCUCAAAUGUAUUUCUAAGACUACGCUUUAUUUCACUGUGCGAACCUGCAAAAUGUUGGGAAAAAUUAAUGUUUGCAUGAAAUUUCAUUGCUGUUUAGAAAAGGGGGAGGAGGGGGUGAACAACCUGUUCGAUAACUUUCCAGUGUUUAACUCUUGAAAGUAUUUGAUUUGAUGCUUCAUUUUUGUGUUCUAUGUGAAUAGUUUUUUGAAGAUGUGAAUAAAAAGCAUGUAGGCAAUGAAUGUGAAUGAAA